AUGAGUGAUAGCGACAAUGACUCCUAUGACCCGGCGGAGAACAGUGGCACAAGAGCGGUGCAGAACUUAUCUAUCCCGCCGCAUUUCUUGGCCACUGUGGCUUCAAAAAGCAUCGCCCGUGAUGUUCCGGCUUCCCUGCCGCAGCCAUUGGCCCACCAAGUAGAAGAGGCGACCAGGAAGGAAUCUACAGCGGUAUCUUCUGAAACAGUGGACUUGAAAAACUCCUUAACAUCCCUGAGCCUUCGUCUUCGCGGGGCAGCGGGCCGGGUUUCUUCCAUCUGUCUUAAUCCUUUGGGUUCAACACUCUGCAGUGGUACUGAGGGAGGCUCUGUGUGUAUGUGGGAUUUUUCGGUUCCUAUGGAAAGUUCUGCUUUAAGGCCCACGCGUGUUCUCACGCCAUUUCCCAAUCGCAUUUCUGGAUUUCAACCGGUUGUCUCCGUGCACUUUGCUAGCGAUGGAUCUUUUUUUGUUGCUUGUCAAGAUGGCGACUCGCCUGCUUUGAUCGCUGCAAAUGGCAAGCAGCUGGGGUACUGCGCUAUGGGACAGCGUGGUAUGGUGGAUGUUCUCCAGUGCAAAGGUCAUAGAGCACCAGUGACCUGCUCCGCACCAUCUCUCACAGAUCCCUCAAAGUUUUUUACGGGAUCACAGGACAGCACGGCUCGGGUUUGGGAUGCAGCGUCGUUUGAGCGACAGUCUGUCUACGCAGUGAAACACGGAUCUGGGCAACUGUUGGAGAAUGUUGUUGUGGAAACUGUUGCACCCAUUCUAAGCCUCAGCAAUGAGAAUAAGUCUGUCUUUGCUACCGGUGGGGAAGAUGGGUUGGUGCAGCUGUGGGAUACGCGUCAAAAGUAUCGGCCCGGUGGCGCACUCGGUGUACUGGAUUUGUACAGCGGCCAUACGGGUGUUUCAGCAAAGGUUAAACCCCCAAAUGAUGAAAUGUUUUUUGAGGAAAAACAUUUGGGUGGCAUGGUGGAGCCAGACACAUCCCGUCCUAUGCUUUGUGUGCGGCGGGGUUCUGAAGUGCGCGUGGUGGAUUUGCGGAAGAUGGGAAGGAGCGGCGUGAUUGAAGACGUUUGCCCACCGCUUACAGGUCUUCCAUUUACCACAGACACAACACCCUUAGUAGCGUGCACAAGUACCUUGUACUCACAGGAAAAACCAUCAUUCAUGACGUGCACUAGUCGAAAAGGCUACCGGCAAGUUGCAGGAGGUCAUGUUUUACAGUUUACAUACAUGGAUGGAGGUUAUGAGCCCACCAUGGUGUGGAGGCCCGGGGCCUCGGAGGAUGACGUUCUCUCCCUUGCUAUUGAUGUGAAGCACGGGCAGAUUUUUGCGGGAAUGCAGACUGGCGAUAUCGUUGGACGAGUCAAGCGAAUGGCUGUGGAUAGUUUUACUAACGAACCAACGCUUCAGACAUGGUUUGCCACACGGCCAGAACGCGGGAGACGUGUGGUGGGGGAAAAGUCUGGAAGAGAGAACACGAAUGGGGAUGACGAAGACGAUGAUUUGGUGUUUUAA
Trypanosoma cruzi is the source of this 1518-nucleotide messenger RNA. RefSeq lists its product as uncharacterized. The transcript has a single exon. NCBI's taxonomy places the organism in Eukaryota, Euglenozoa, Kinetoplastea, Trypanosomatida, Trypanosomatidae. Gene Ontology annotation, cellular component: nucleus; site of double-strand break. Gene Ontology annotation, biological process: regulation of DNA double-strand break processing. The coding region runs from base 1 to 1518 and encodes 505 amino acids. The record is from RefSeq and is a predicted model, not a curated record. Gene Ontology annotation, molecular function: protein binding.